Molecule: messenger RNA, 945 nt
Organism: Glycine soja
Lineage: Eukaryota; Viridiplantae; Streptophyta; Magnoliopsida; Fabales; Fabaceae
Product: protein MAINTENANCE OF MERISTEMS-like
Exons: 4
Coding region: 1-945 (314 amino acids)
Source: RefSeq, a predicted model, not a curated record
AUGGUCUUUGCAGAGUCUGUCAGGGCUGAGACAGCCCAGUGUCGUGGACCGUACGUACGCCUGCAAUGGGUACGUGAUAUAUAUGAACGCCAAUGCCAGGCAGGUCAUUGGACAGCUGCGGCUUACGCAUACCUUCUUCAUCUUCUGGGUUGCACUCUGUUUGCUAACAAGAGUGCAACCAAUGUGCAUGUUGUCUACUUGGAGGCCCUUCGUGACCUCAGUAUGACAGAGAGGUACGCCUGGGGAGUGGCUGCUCUGGUGCAUAUGUACGACCAGCUGAACGAUGCAUCUAUGAGCCACAACCGACAGCUUGGCAGUUACAUCACACUGCUGCAGUGCUGGAUUUACGAGCACUUUCCGUCAGUUGCGGACUCCACUACUGAUCAGGACUACGACAAGGAUUCUCCGCGUGCAUGUAGGGAGCACCGAUUGGUCCGGGACUUCCACGUCAGAUCAUGCUAUUUCGGUCUCUUGCGUUGUGGGCCUGUUGUUGUUUAUUACCGACCAGAGAGGGUCGUGCGGCAGUUUGGAUACACGCAAACCAUUCCUUCUCCUCCUGUCGAUUCAUGGGUCUCGUAUGAUGAUAUAAACGACAGGUGGAUGCACUACUCGGAUCAUAUCGUUCCAGCAGGUGAGGUGUGCGCUGUGCCAGGUCAGUGUGCCAGUGACUACAUGAACUGGUUCUUCCGCAUCUCGCAUCCUUUCAUGACACUAGGCCACGCAUCAGAUCCUCUGCCUAAUGGUCACGCCCCGCAGCCUCGUGUCGUCCCUCAGGCCCCGCAGACGGAUAUCCCUCACGUGUCGGAGCCAGGAGCAUCGUCGACAUCUGUGGAGGAGCCUAGACAUACAGUGGAAGUUUGUGAUGACAUUGCUGAGAGGUUGGAGCGUCAUCUGAGUCUAGGGGUGGUCACGCCAGGUUCAUCGACACAUGAGGUGAUCGAAUAA